AUGACUGGACUACUUGCAAAAGUCCGCGAGGUCGUCUGGGGGCAACCAGCGACAACUAAAGCUGAGCGGAAGCUGGUUGUCAAGCUGGACUGUGCCAUUCUCACUUUUGUGUGUCUGAUGUACUGGGUCAAUUAUCUUGAUCGAUCAAACCUCAGCAAUGCCUACGUCUCAGGCUUGAAGGAAGACCUCAACAUGCAGGGCACCGAGCUCAAUCAGAUCAAUUCCGUCUUUUACGUUGGCUAUACCUUGGGGCAGAUCCCCAACAACAUUGCCCUGCAAAAGAUCCAGCCCCAUUUGUACUUUACUUGCGCCAUAAUCAUUUGGGGCCUCUUCACUCUGGGAACAGCCUUUGUCACGACCUGGCAGCAAGUCAUGGCCAUUCGUUUCUGUGAGGGCAUCUUCGAGUCUGCCACUUUUGUCGGCACCCAUUACGUACUCGGCAGUUGGUACAACUCCCAGGAGUUGGGAAAGCGCACCGCCAUUUUUGCAGCUUCCGGAGUGGCUGGCAAUAUGUUCUCUGGCAUCUUGCAAGCUGCUAUUUAUACUAAUCUUAACGGCGUGCGCGGCCUCGCAGGGUGGCGAUGGCUUUUCAUCAUCGAUUUUCUCAUUACACUCCCCGUGGCCGCUUUGGGUUACUUUGUUUUCCCUGGCCAUCCGCAAACGACAUCUUCUAGACUUUUCUCCGAUGCAGAGAAACAACUGGCCAUCGAGCGCCUCCCGGAGCCUGAUGUGCAACGAGGAGAGCUCAAUUGGGGUGUUGUCAAACGGCUGGUGUUCAGCUGGGAAUUCUACCUCCUCCCACUCUUGGCUCUCUUGGCUGGUGACUCGGAAAUGUAUGUCGACAACGCCAUUAUGAACUUGUGGCUCAAGGCCCUGGGUACGUAUACCGUGCAGCAGAUCAACUACAUUCCAACUGCCAUAUACGGCCUUGGCAUCGUAUCUAUUCUGUGCUGCAGCUGGUAUGCCGAUUAUUUCAAGUGCAAAGGAGGGCGGGCCCAAGUCGGUGUUUUCUUGGCCAUCACGUCCAUUACAUCCGGCGCUAUCAUGCUGCAGCCGCCGAGCUAUGCAGCCAAGUUCUUCGCUCUGUUUCUCAACGGGAUGCAGCUCGGGUAUCGAGGUGUUUUGUUCGCCUGGGCGAAUGAGAUUAUGAGGAUGGAUGACGCUAAAAGAGCAAUUGUCAUUGCCAUGAUGAAUGCAAUGACUAUUGCAUUUUACAUUUGGUGGACCUUGGUCUUUUAUAAUACAACGCAAGCUCCCGAUUGGUAUAUGGGUAGUAUUGCUAUGAUUUGUAACGGAGUUGCCUUUGCAUUAUGUGUCCUCUUGGUUGCUUUCAUGGCCCGGCGAGCGUCUAGGAAAGCCAACACGAUAGAUGGAAUGACUGAGGAUGAAAUGUCACCGCAAAGUAUCGAGAUUCAAAGCGAACAUAAAAGCAAAGCUUGA
Messenger RNA from Pestalotiopsis fici W106-1, 1440 nucleotides. RefSeq lists its product as uncharacterized. The coding region runs from base 1 to 1440 and encodes 479 amino acids. Gene Ontology annotation, biological process: pantothenate import across plasma membrane. Gene Ontology annotation, cellular component: plasma membrane. NCBI's taxonomy places the organism in Eukaryota, Fungi, Ascomycota, Sordariomycetes, Amphisphaeriales, Sporocadaceae. The record is from RefSeq and is a predicted model, not a curated record. Gene Ontology annotation, molecular function: pantothenate transmembrane transporter activity. The transcript has 3 exons.